This is a messenger RNA of Schistocerca piceifrons (Central American locust), 1090 nucleotides long. Its product is annotated as protein D3-like. The record is from RefSeq and is a predicted model, not a curated record. The transcript is spliced from 7 exons. The coding region runs from base 275 to 811 and encodes 178 amino acids. Lineage: Eukaryota; Metazoa; Arthropoda; Insecta; Orthoptera; Acrididae.
UAUUCCGUAGUUCAGUUGGCGGAAAGAGCCGGUGUUUUUUGAAAGAAAGCAAUUUCUUCGUUUUGAAGAUAAUAUCACAAGGUUACAACAUCGCUGCAGCGAUUAACGAUCACUGGCGGGCGCUACAGCGUCACAAGCGACAUCCCUGCAUUGAACACCUCAUCACCUUCAAACGGCUGUGAGCGCGGGCCCGCCGCCUUAUCUGCCAAAGCAAGCAGGAGUGCUGGGAGCGGAUAACAGCAGGUUCUUCAGCUUGGGCUGUAAGCUAAAAAGCAUGGAUAAGCACCAAGUUGCGCCUGACGUUAUUGAUAAGGCCCCUACUCAGGUCUUGGAGGUGGCUUAUGGUUCACACAAAGUUAACCUGGGAAAUGAACUGACACCAACUCAAGUUAAGGAUAUGCCAACUGUUACCUGGCAAGCAGAGGAAGGAGCUUUUUACACUCUUUGUAUGACAGACCCAGAUGCUCCAAGCCGAAAGGACCCAAAAAAUCGUGAGUGGCAUCAUUGGCUUGUGGUCAACAUUCCAGGCUCAAAUAUUGGUGCUGGAGAGACACUUUCCGAGUAUGUUGGUUCUGGCCCACCAAAGGGUAGCGGCCUGCAUCGUUACUGUUUCUUGCUAUAUAAACAGCCAGGCAAAUUGACAUUUGAUGAAAAGCGCUUGACAAAUAGGUCAGGUGAGCAUCGUGGGAAAUUUUCUAUUCGAAAUUUUGCUAAAAAACAUGGCCUUGGCAAUCCAAUUGCUGGAAAUUUGUACCAGGCUCAGUGGGAUGACUAUGUUCCCAAAUUGUAUGAACAGCUUAGUGGAAAAUAAAUGAAUUGUGCUGCCUAUCAUUGGUGCAUAUUCUGAAUGCAAAGCACAUUGGGAAUUUGUUGUUGUAUAAAUGGCAUAUAUAUGAACUAUAAAUAUAUGUGGUUAAUUUACUGGUCACACUUAAAUGCAAAAGUAGUCAUUGUUGUGGGGCUCUUUAUUUUUCAGCAUUAAUUGUUGUUGUAUGCAGUUUGGUAUUCACAACUACCAUUGACAACUCUGUAUCUUUAAUUACACAUAUUGUUAUCUUGUCCAUUACAAUAAAUUCAGUCUUGCAUUUAA